This is a messenger RNA of Sturnus vulgaris (Common starling), 1489 nucleotides long. RefSeq names its product beta-1,3-glucuronyltransferase 1 (gene B3GAT1). The record is from RefSeq and is a predicted model, not a curated record. Lineage: Eukaryota; Metazoa; Chordata; Aves; Passeriformes; Sturnidae. Gene Ontology annotation, cellular component: Golgi membrane. Gene Ontology annotation, biological process: chondroitin sulfate proteoglycan biosynthetic process; carbohydrate metabolic process. Gene Ontology annotation, molecular function: galactosylgalactosylxylosylprotein 3-beta-glucuronosyltransferase activity.
GAUUAAAGCAUGAAUGGGAGCAGCUUCCCGGCCACGAUGGAGAGAGAAGGCGGCUCCGGCUGUGGCGAUCAGGUUUGCUUCCACAUGAGUCCCUGAGGUUCCUGCUGGCAGCUCCAGCAGUGCUCUGCACAAGUGCCCUCCUGCUCCUGGGCUCAGCAGCCGAGGUCCCUCCAAACCUGCUUCUGCAAUGGGUGGGUUGUAAGCACUGGUAAUGAGGAGCUGUGGGCCCAGUCAGUCUUGGAGAUGCCGAAGAGACGAGACAUCCUGGCUAUCGUGCUGAUAGUUCUGCCCUGGACACUCCUAAUCACCGUCUGGCACCAGAGCACCAUUGCUCCACUGCUUGCAGUGCACAAGGAUGAUGGUGGUGACUCCCAGCGUGAUCUCGCUGCAGGCUUGGACUCCAAGGAAUACUGCCUGUCGGACCGGGACAUUGUGGAGGUGGUGAGGACAGAGUACGUUUACACGCGCCCGCCGCCGUGGUCGGACACGCUGCCCACCAUCCACGUGGUCACCCCCACGUACAGCCGGCCGGUGCAGAAGGCAGAGCUGACCAGGCUGGCCAACACCCUGCUGCAUGUGCCCAACCUGCACUGGAUCCUGGUGGAGGACUCGCAGCGCCGCACGCCGCUCAUCACCCGCCUGCUGCGCGACACGGGGCUCAACUACACGCACCUCAACGUGGAGACACCCCGCAAUUACAAACUGCGAGGGGACAUGAGGGACCCCCGCAUCCCCCGGGGCACCAUGCAGAGGAACCUGGCCCUCAGGUGGCUGAGAGAGACCUUUAACAAAAACAACAGCCAGCCCGGGAUUGUUUAUUUUGCUGAUGAUGAUAACACCUACAGCCUGGAGCUCUUCGAGGAGAUGCGCAGCACCCGGAAGGUGUCGGUGUGGCCCGUGGCCUUCGUGGGCGGCCUGCGCUACGAGUCGCCCAAGGUGAACGCGGCGGGGAAGGUGUACGGCUGGAAAACCGUGUUCGACCCGCACCGGCCCUUCGCCAUCGACAUGGCCGGCUUCGCCGUCAACCUGCGCCUCAUCCUGCAGCGCCCCCAGGCCUACUUCAAACUGCGCGGGGUCAAGGGCGGCUACCAGGAGAGCAGCCUGCUCCGAGAGCUCGUCACCCUCAGCGACCUCGAGCCCAAGGCUGCCAACUGCACCAAGAUUUUAGUCUGGCACACAAGGACAGAGAAGCCUGUGCUGGUGAACGAGGGCAAGAAAGGAUUCACAGAUCCCAAUGUGGAAAUCUGACUGUGCAGAGACCAACACCAGAAGAUUUCUUCAUGCACAGCCUGGAAGUUCCUGUCCACAGCAUCCACCCAGCCAGCCAGGCAGGAGCCAGGAUCUCUGCUGGCUCCCACGAGUUUUAGCCUUCUGAAAAACCAAGCAACUCUGCAUACAUGAACUGCCCGGACCCCCUGCCCUUCCUCCUGGACUCGGAGCACAGCAGAGGCUCCGGAGGUGGAGAACAAAGCACAGCAAGCCAGGACUG